GACACACGGACGAUGCUGCGGUCGGUCGACGAUUGCCAUCUGUGUAUUUUUAAAUGCCGUAGCGUGACACCUUCCCAACAGUGUACGGAUACAGCGCAUGUUCCAAAUUGUUUGACCGUACUUACUGAAACUUGUGCAGUUUCACUUUACCUUGGUGACGGUUUAUCACCUUUAAUUCAUUGAUGUAAUCUUUAUCUGCUGAGAUCUAUUGUUUUUGAAAGAAUUUUUAACACCAUAGCGCGUUUUGCACUGACAAUUCAGUGUGCCGUACACCCCUUAUCAGUAAUGCAGAAUUGGUCUCGGUUUCAAGAAAGAUCGUUCUUCCCAUCACACUCCUGAAUUUAUCUGGAUCAUCCGUGUGGAUUAUCAGCCUCCCUCAAAACUGAAUGUUGUUUCGUGUAGUUUCAAGCCUUUUUAUGAUACUGGAAUUGUAGUGGCGACCCACAGCGCAGUCAGCCGUGCAGCGACAUCGAAAAUGACAGCCAAGAACGCCAGCAAAACCGAGCAGUUCUCCAAACUCAUCCGCCAGAUCAGCCAGCUUCCUCAUAACAAGAACUGCUUCGAUUGCGGCCAGAAAGGACCCACUUAUGUGGAUUUGACUAUCGGGGCCUUUGUGUGUACAGGAUGUUCAGGCAUUCUGCGCGGUCUCAAUCCUCCGCAUCGAGUGAAGUCCAUCAGUAUGGGAACCUUCGCGGAGGAUGAAGUGAAAUUCAUGCAGUUUCGUGGAAAUGCGUUCUGCAAAAAAGUUUGGCUGUUUAAUUACGAUCCUCAGACCAAUCUGCGUCCACCCGAAGUGCGAGAUGAUCAAAAGAUGAAAGAUUUUUUGAUAGCCAAAUAUGAAAAGAAGCGAUGGUACAGUGGGCCGAAUGAGCUGAAUAUUGGCGAUCAAUUGAAGCAGGAUGAUACAGGCAGCUAUAAGAGUUUAACCGAAAUGGACACCGGAACCUCUUUAUCCCGUCGUGCAUCAAGCAAUUCACAACGAAGCCUGCGGCAUGAUUCGCAACUGAGUAACGGCGGUUCGCCCUUAUCGACGGGAAAUGGCACCAGCAAUCAGCCACGAACCCACAGCACAGGAAGCAUCAGUUUGCCGCGCUCACAUACCGCCAAUGCCAUUACCCACAAUUCGGAUUUCCCUGCACCGGCUGCUGUUUCUUCCAAUACAGAUGAUCUACUGGGUGUAUUUGGCGGGCUGAGUGUGGCAUCCACUCCAGCGCCUGUUGCUGUACAGCCACAGAUGCCGGUAGCUCCGACGUUCCCAGCCCCACACCGGUGCUGCGUCCAAUUCCAACGACUGGGCCAAUUUCGGCCGCUCACAGACCAUGCAGUCGUUGCAGCCGUCAACGGCAGCCUUCCCUUCCAUGACGCUCUGCCGCAGUCGCACUCGGUGCCAUUCAAUGCUUCCCCUUUUGAACCGGCCAAACCCAUGCAGCCUAUGUCGGUGAUGGCGCCCACACCGAAAGCCGUGUCCCCGGCUAAAAGUGUGCCGAACAAUCCCGCACCAGCUAAAACAGCCUCGGACAAAUAUGCUGCGCUGGCGGAGUUGGACGAAAUGUUCCAUGGAGGAAGCGCCGGGAGCACUCCACAGAAUUCGUUGCCCAAGUCCCAAGGACAAGAUGGAUUUGGAGCCAGUUGGAGUGGCGCUCCACAGAAUCCAGCGAACACGUUUGUUCGGCCGACGCCGUCGUGGCCGGCAGCUCCUGUUUCACAACAGAGUAAUCCGUUUGGUUAUACAAAUGCAUUCCAAGCACCGGUGAAAGACGGUUGGGGCGCCGGAGCGGGAGCUUUUGGAGGAGGGAACACGGCGUCAGCGUUUGAUAGUAGCAACGUGUGGGGACAGAUGCCGGCUUAUGGAGGUCAGACGCAGCAUGUCGAUACAGCGACGAAUCCGUUUUUGUUGGGGCCUACGCCGAAUGCCGGAUUUGGUCAGCCCAAGCAGGGUGUCCAUCCGACGAACCCUUUUCUAUAAUGGAUCUUCCCUAGGUUGUAAUGUGUGUUUGAUGCUGAAAAUAACGGCGUAGUGUGUCUGCUUGCCGGUUCUUAAAAGCCCGAGAUAAUUUGAUAUUUUUUCUUCAGAUUUUGGGGAGUUUUUGGUGGGAAAUGUCUGUUUUGUUUAAUUUGACAUGGUCGGUAGUAUUUAGCUAAUAAACUAGAUGUUCGAAGUGGAA
Molecule: messenger RNA, 2165 nt
Organism: Paramacrobiotus metropolitanus
Lineage: Eukaryota; Metazoa; Tardigrada; Eutardigrada; Parachela; Macrobiotidae
Product: arf-GAP domain and FG repeat-containing protein 1-like
Molecular function (GO): GTPase activator activity
Source: RefSeq, a predicted model, not a curated record